CAAAGCAUCCAACAUCUAUAAAUACUGUAUAACGAAGAAAGUUACUUCAAGAGCACCUAGCUGGAGAAAGAACAAAGGCGGACCGGUGUUGCCGCGCGUCGCCCGCGGCAAUGGACGACAACCUGAAACGCAUUGUGUCUGAGGCGACGCGUGUAUGCCGAGAGCGGGGCCAGAAGGUCGACCCCUAUGUCGUCGCCUACGUGACGAGCCUGGAGGACGCCAGGGGCGCCCUGCAAUCGCUGGUUCCCGAUGUGUCGCUGAAGGCCGGCGCCGUCUCCUCGGAGGCGGUGGCCGCCAUUGGAGGCUACGUGGCGGGCCUGGUGGGGGACGCGCGGGACCCCCGCAUCCGCACCGCCAUGAUGCAGCAGGAGCGGGCGGGCAUGCUGCAGCGAGCCGUGACCGGCCCGCGGGCGCUGCGCGGCAACACGCCUGACGCCUACGACAAGUUCUACAAGCUGGUGCUGGAGGCAGUGGCUGUGGAGGCGGGUCUGGAGCUGGCCGUGGCCGACCCCACCGCCCAUGCCGAGCUGCGCGCCGCUCUGGAGUCCGUGUUCCCGGUCAGCGCCGUGUCGCGGUUCGUGACGCUGGCGGAGGGCGAGCGGCUGACGCAGCUGGCGGAGCUGGCGCGCAUCUGCACAGGCAUCUGCCUGUACAACCGCUCCUGCGGCGCGGGCGGCUCCGCACUGCCCGCCGCGGCCGCCAGCUACCUGCCCCAGGCGCAGAGGCUGCUGAGGGACAUCAGCAGGUGCUGUGUGGAGGUGGGCGAGCAGCUGGCCCAGCUGCAGGUGCUGCUGUCGCGACUGCCGCCGCCGCCGCCGCCAUCAGCCCCGGCGGCUGCGGAGGAAGCAGGAGAGGGCGAGGGCGGCGCGGAGGCGGCCGCUUCACAACCUGCGGAGCCUGUUGCGGAGCCUGCUGACGUGGCGGCGCGGCGGCGGCAGCUGCACUCGGAGAUCGUCAAUCGCGGCCAGGCUCUGCAGCUGUUCGAGUCGCUGUCCGCGGACCUGGGUGAGGGGCUGGAGGCGGCACAGCAGCUGGAUGCCGAGCUGGAGCACGUGCUAGUGCAGGUGGCUGAGGCGGUGGGCGGCUCCGCGGCAGUGCCCAAGGACCGCGUGUAUCCCCUGUUCGACAGGCUGGGUGCGCUGCACGCGGGCCUGCACCAGGAGCUGCGGCUGCUGGUGGUGCGCCAGCGCCUGUACGACGAACUCGGCGAGCUCAGCGCCCUGACGCCCGGCAGCGUGCUGGCAGGAGGGGGAGCGGGAGGAGCGGCAGGCGGCAAGAAGACGUCAGGCACCUCCACCUCGGCCACAGGCUCGCGUGUCGCCUCCGCGGGUGCCGCCGGCGCGCCGCCCUCCGCCGCCGCCGCCGUCGAGGCCCUGUGCGAGCAGCUGGACGAGGCCACACUGGCUGGACUGGACGCCCUGGCUUCAGGCCAGCCGCCGGCAGUAGCAGCAGCAGCAGCAGCCGAGGGCGAGGACGGCGCUGCUGCUACAGCCGCUCCCCCACCUCUGGAGUACAUCCGGCCCGCCAGCCACAGCCAGCUACAGCCGGGUCUGGCGCUUGCGGGGUUCUGCCCGGGGUCUCUGGGCGGGCGGCCGGCGGCGGCGGGCGGUGUGGCGCUGCUGCGGAGAGCCAACCCGCGCCUGGGAUACCUGGCCUUCGGGGACAAGGUGUACGGCUUCUCCAGCAACGCCGACAUGCGCGCCUUCCUGUCCGACCCCGCGGCGGUGCUGGCGGGGGUGGCCGCCGCGGUGGCGCGGGAGCCGCUGCUGGCGCGGCCGCUGGGACUGCCGCCGCCGGUGGCCAGCGCGGACGUGCACGCCGUGCUGCAGGCCAUGUCUGGUCCGCUCAAGGUGGACUUCGGCUGUCAGACGCCCGUGCACUUCCUGGAGCGCCACAUCGACAAGGACUACGAGUGGAACGUGUGGGCGCUGCGGCGGAGGGCCCUGGCCCUGGCCAACCUGCGCAAUAAGGCCACGCACUCGGCCCAGACCGCCGAGAGCCACUUCAAGCGAGAGAACGAGACGCAGGUGUGGAAGCCGCGCGAGGCUGUUGUGCAGACGCGUGUGACCAAGGGCCAGGCCAUGCCGCGCAAGCUGCAGUACGUGGCGGGGCUGCGAGGUGCGGCAGACGCCAAGAUGAACGUGGUGCGCCUGGAGCUGGACCUGGGGCAGCCGCACCAGCACUGAGGCGGAGGAGGAGGGGGAGGAGCGGGGGUGUUUUGAAAAGCGGUACAGGAUGCAGGCGGGGGGCGGAAGGAGGAGGAGGAGGAGGAGGAGGUGUGUGUGUAUGUGCAUGUGUGCGGGUGUGCCGCACCAGCACUGAGGAGGAGGAGGGGCGGGGGGGCAGCCGCAUUGAGGCGGACACUGGUGGAUUGCAAGGAUGUUUGGAAAAGCGGUACAGGAUGCAGGCAGGGGGCGGGGGGCGGGAGGAGGAGGAGGGGCGAGGAGGGAAAGGAGCAGUGCGCGGCAUGUGGGGUGUGAGUGGAGUGAGUGGCGGGCAGUGCAGUCCUGUACCAGUACAGGUACAGCCCACGUACACUGAGGGAGGGGGGCGGUGAAAGGAGCUCGUUGACUGGAGGGGGGUGCCGUACAGCUUUUAAGACGGUGUCAGAACUUGGCAAGGGGACAGCGCUACUGGGCUAGUGGACUGGACUGGACUGGACAGACGCGCGGGGGGUUGCUGGAUAGCUACAGCAUGCCGCAGGCAGGGUUGUGCCCUACGGCUCUGUAAGCUGAAGUGCUGAACUGCAAGCCGUCACACACAGCCACACAGAGACCGGAGGACUUUGGCCAGGUCCGGCCACCUUUGAUUCGCACCGCUUGCCAAGCUCUGUGUGUGUGUGUGUGUGUGUGUGUGUGUGUGUGAUGGGACAGGGUUCAAGGCAGGUUGGCGAGGUCCCGUAGGGUGCAGCUGAUGCCCAUACCCUCAAGCAGACGGCAAACAGUUUGCAGUGGCAGAGCAGAAGUGCAUGGCUGGUCGAACGCCGGAGUUACUGUACCGACAAGUUG
This is a messenger RNA of Chlamydomonas reinhardtii, 3008 nucleotides long. RefSeq lists its product as uncharacterized. The record is from RefSeq and is a predicted model, not a curated record. Gene Ontology annotation, biological process: regulation of cilium beat frequency. Gene Ontology annotation, cellular component: ciliary basal body; axoneme. NCBI's taxonomy places the organism in Eukaryota, Viridiplantae, Chlorophyta, Chlorophyceae, Chlamydomonadales, Chlamydomonadaceae. The transcript is spliced from 15 exons. The coding region runs from base 111 to 2186 and encodes 691 amino acids.